This is a messenger RNA of Dermacentor andersoni, 4151 nucleotides long. RefSeq names its product ferredoxin-fold anticodon-binding domain-containing protein 1 homolog. Gene Ontology annotation, biological process: rRNA base methylation. Lineage: Eukaryota; Metazoa; Arthropoda; Arachnida; Ixodida; Ixodidae. The record is from RefSeq and is a predicted model, not a curated record. Gene Ontology annotation, cellular component: cytoplasm. Gene Ontology annotation, molecular function: rRNA (uridine-N3-)-methyltransferase activity.
GUGAAAUAGUGUUCAACUUCCCGCACGUUGGCGGGAAAAUGAGGAUUGGCGACAACCGCAAGCUGCUGCGAGACUUCUUCCUCAGGCUGCCAUUUUAUGUGGCGUCCGUGCUUCGUCGACUGGGUGCUGGCUCCCGCCUUCAAGUGCUCUACUCGCAUCGCCGCCUGGAUCCCCAUUCAACCCGCUAGACUCGGAGCGCUUCCAUGGAAUGGGCUGGCCAGCUGGAUCUUGUACCGCUAUCAUCGCAGCGCACGAGAGGGGAUAUAAGCAGCGUCCGGUCACGGCUCGCUUUGGGCACGACACCUACGCCGAAAUGGGGCACUUACCGCUGCUGUAUUUACAGGCUGCCAUUUUAUGUGGCGUCCGUGCUUCGUCCACUGGGUGCUGGCUCCUGCCUUCAAGUGCUCUACUCACAUCGCCGCCUGGAUCCCCAUUCAACCCGCUAGACUCGGUGCGCUUCCAUGGAAUGGGCUGGCCAGCUGGAUCUUGUACCGCUAUCAUCGCAGCGCACGAGAGGGAAUAUAAGCAGGGUCCGGUCACGGCUCGCUUUGGGCACGACACCUACGCCGAAAUGUGGCACUUACCGCUGCUGUAUUUACAGGCUGCCAUCUUAUGUGGCGUCCGUGCUUCGUCCACUGGGUGCUGGCUCCUGCCUUCAAGUGCUCUACUCACAUCGCCGCCUGGAUCCCCAUUCAACCCGCUAGUCUCGGUGCGCUUCCAUGGAAUGGGCUGGCCAGCUGGAUCUUGUACCGCUAUCAUCGUAGCGCACGAGAGGGAAUAUAAGCAGGGCUGCCAUUUUAUGUGGCGUCCGUGCUUCGUCCACUGGGUGCUGGCUCCUGCCUUCAAGUGCUCUACUCACAUCGCCGCCUGGAUCCCCAUUCAACCCGCUAGACUCGGUGCGCUUCCAUGGAAUGGGCUGGCCAGCUGGAUCUUGUACCGCUAUCAUCGCAGCGCACGAGAGGGAAUAUAAGCAGGGCUGCCAUUUUAUGUGGCGUCCGUGCUUCGUCCACUGGGUGCUGGCUCCUGCCUUCAAGUGCUCUACUCACAUCGCCGCCUGGAUCCCCAUUCAACCCGCUAGACUCGGUGCGCUUCCAUGGAAUGGGCUGGCCAGCUGGAUCUUGUACCGCUAUCAUCGCAGCGCACGAGAGGGAAUAUAAGCAGGGUCCGGUCACGGCUCGCUUUGGGCACGACACCUACGCCGAAAUGGGGCACUUACCGCUGCUGUAUUUUCAGUGCAGGGCGUGUGCUCCGGCCUGGAUUGCUAGUCCGAGUGACCCUGUGCCGCGGCCAAGGGGGCACACCCGCCGACAGUAAGGUGCGUCGCUGCCCCAGUGACACGUGGCAGGUGGUGGAGAUGGCUGCUCCAGGGGGUUUCAUCCUGCAUCGUGUUGUACCGUUCCGUGCACCAGCCGGAUACACUCCACGUGGGUACAGGGGUGGUACCAAAGGCUUCCACACUGAGGGCGCCCUGACACACGUGUUCUGCCUGGUGGGCAGUGCAGUCUUAGUGCUGCCCAGUGCAUCUUCCUCAUGUGCGGGGCAGAACAUUGUGGCCAGUCGACUCUGGUCUAUGAUGGCUACCGACAAAACCCCACUGGGAAGAACUGUGCACCGUCUGGCUAGUGCGCUUGAACUGGAUCUUGAUAACUUGGUUGCAUCUUGGGCUGCCAAAGACGGUGUCGACGAUGCCGCUGUGGGGGAGACUGCAUGGAGGUGUUACCUGGAGAGAUCGCACGCGUGUUCUCCCGUUCAUCCACCAUUUGGCCACAUUCUCGACAUUGAUGUGAGGGAUCGUUCCGGGAUGAAAGAUGUCCUGCUUGCGCUUCAAGAUAUUUGUGGAGACACUUUGAUGUUUUCUUUCCCAGCUGUGUUUCCGGACAGUGUGAAGAAGAGAAUGGAGCCAGCGGCUGAAGAUGACUGCCACGCAUACUGUGAUGGCCUGCACGUGGCUACAUUUCGAACUCCAGUAAAGUCACCGAGGUCUCCAAUGUCUGCUGGAAGUGUUCCCAAAAAUUUUAUCUCGUCAUUAAAUCUCACAUCUUCCAACUGCAGUUAUGAAGAAAAUAGCUGUUCACUGCAACCCAAUGGGCAUAAUUUGCUGUCAUCUUUAAACUUAGAUAAUUAUAACAUUAUUGAUCUGAUUUUGCCUUGCGAGGUAAGCAUUCACGUUGAACUACUGUCACUUGCAUCCAGUGGCCUCGGUGACUGGCGCCUGCUCCUGCCACGGUCUGCUCCCGACCCCGGCCCAUUAUAUCCGACCGCUUCGUUCACGCAUGAUAUCAGCUUCUGGUUGGGCGAGGGGUUCAAUGAAGAGAACCUCUUGGUGCUAAUUUACGACACAGCGGGUGACUUGCUUCGAAGCAUGGAACUUGUCGAUGAUUACGUGGACGCCAAAACUGGACGCCGCAGUCGAUGCUACAGACUUUGUUACCAGUCCCUGUGGAAAGCCCUGAGCCAAGAAGCUGCGCGAGAUUUUCAUUUGGCACUGGGCGUUGCUGUCAGCCAAGUGCUUCCUGUGGAAGUCAGGUGACUGGAUGAAAUGAAUGUUAUUCACUUGCCACUGUGAUUCCCCGACCGGCUGAAGAGUACAGGCCACAGGUGCACAUGUCUAAGUACUCUACAUUAAAUACUCCACUGACCUCAAAGCUUGUUCGAUACUCUGAACAUUACUUGGACUGGCUUAACAGGACAUGUGUGGCAAAUUGAUUUACUACCAUGUUUUCAGCUGCAUAAGCUAGAUGUGGUUCUCUUACAAAAUUUUCGUCGGUGCGUCUUAUAUGGUGCGAAUAAAAUAUGAAAUGUGCUGAGGGUGGCAGGUGUUAAAUGGCACCACUCGGAGCACGCGUGCUUGCUGACCCAUGCAAGCUCGCUUUCUACGCCCCUAAGGAUGCGCAGAUAUCGCGAAAAAUGUAUAAGAUGUGGUUUUCUUACAAAAUUUUCGUCGGUGCGUCUUACAUGGUGCGAAUAAAGUAUGGAAUGUGCUGAGGGUGGCAGGUGUUUAACGGCACCACUCGAAGCACGCGUGCUUGCUGACGCACGCAAGCUCGCUUUCUACGCGCCUCUGCACGCGCACAUAUCGCGGUCGUAACCUCGAGGCGCGGUACGAUGUUGUGAGAUCGCGCAAGCAUAUCGCUAUCCGAACGCUUGUUUUGACUCCCACGUCACUGCGUAGGUGAUGUUCAAUUUGGGCCUUGCCGUGCUGACAGCCACUGACAAAGGCGUGGCGCCGGCCUACUGGGAGAGAUAAGGAGCUACUGCCCCGAGAUCAGCGGGCGGAUUCUGCUUUCAUCAGCGCCGCAGCCGCCGCUGCUCCUGUAUGCGGAGUGUCUGUGUCAAGUUGCAACUUUGUCGAACGAACGACCUCGCAAGGGUCAGCGAACGCCUGCAACGAAUGUUCUUGAGUGGAAUUUUAACAUAAUGUGAUUUGCGACACAGUGAACUGGGCAAGAAAUUCCCCCCGAUGGUCGACGAGCAUACCGAUGCCACCAUGGAGGAAGGAAAAUGAGGGGCCCUACCCCCUCCGCGCGCUAGGAGAAAGGUGUGGAGAAAGUCACGCGGUAUUUUCUACAACAUAGCUGUAGAUGUCUACCCUGUCAUACAUUUUUCAGUGUCCGUGCCUCAAGGCACGGCCGCUGGAUAAAAAAAGUGUGUCAUCCGCCGCGGCGCUGCCAGUCGGGGACUGUUGUCUCGGAGAGGCAUAGAAAGUGCGUGAGGAACGCGCUUCGAACGCCGUGGAAACCGACGCGUCCCGUCCCCGAGAGCUAGCGCCGUUCGGCCCAGCCCAGCGGCCGAGAAUGAAACUACAGCUGUCACUUUCGCUCCCAUAGCAGCCCGCCUGACGUGGCAGGCCGCACUUUUUUUUUUUAUCCAGCUGCCGUGCUCAAGGCUCCCGUGCCCUCUAUGAGGAGGCGAAACAACCCUGUAAUGCAUGUGCUGACACCUGGCGGGUGAACGCUAAGAAGCCACCCAGACAUAGUUUCAUAUAAUUACUGGAGGGAAUUGCGGCCCUAGUGCCUACGGGAGCUGCAAUCGGGACGGUUCAGCCAGCAUCGGAAUUAUGGCAAGCACAUGGAUUUGCCUAGACUUUGUAAAUGCGUUAUUUUCAACGAAGGGCUGUGUGAUAAAUAACUGAAUAAACAUUAAUAAAAUCA